Messenger RNA from Lizanozyma spartinae, 621 nucleotides. RefSeq lists its product as uncharacterized. The coding region runs from base 1 to 621 and encodes 206 amino acids. The record is from RefSeq and is a predicted model, not a curated record. The transcript has a single exon. Lineage: Eukaryota; Fungi; Ascomycota; Pichiomycetes; Serinales; Debaryomycetaceae.
AUGACUGCUGACUCCACGUUUCAACCUAACUUCGAAUCAAGCCGUGUGUUUCGUCAUUACUCUACAAAGUACAAGACAAGAUCUUAUACUACAGAUGAGUUUGUCAAAGAGAAGGUGGGAUGUCCACUCACUUCAGAAACACUUGCUGGUUCAAGUACUAUUGGGUAUAGGUCUCUGACUAUGUACUUUAUAGAUCCUUAUCAUUUCGAGUAUCAUCCCAUUAUAGAAGAGGAUUACAUUAAUGAUAACUAUUCCAUUACUUUUUUCCGUUUGGGUGAUGGACUUCUGGGACAUGAUGGUAUUGUUCAUGGAGGUUUAUCUGCAACUUUAUUAGAUGAGUUGACUUGCAGAUUAGCAUUUCAGAAUUAUAAGCUGAAGAAAGCAGUCACCGCUAAUUUGAACAUUAAUUAUCGUCAACCAGUGAUUACCAAUACCUUUGUAUUGGUGAAAUGCCGUUUACUGCGUAAGGAAGGUCGUAAGUGUUGGGUUCAGGGCACUGUUUAUCGGAUUAAUUUGGAUGAAGAUCCCGAAUUCGUGGAAUCAAAGGAGAAUAUUUUAAUAGAGGCAGAAGUACUUGUUAUUGAGCCCAAAUGGGUACACCAGUUACAAAACCAGGUUUAG